AUGGCUCCUAUCUCAGGCCUUGCCAACGACAACAUGAUGUCUCCUCGGGCUAACAAUAACCACGAGGUUGAUAUGGAGAGAGGAAUCUUUCUCGUGAAGCUUCUGUUCGGCAUUCUCAUCGCUACAAUCGUCGUGUUCUGCAAGCCCAAGCUUAAUCCCACGCUUGAGGACUGUAGGGAGAAGUAUGAGGGCUGGAAGAAGAAGAUGGGGGCCUGGCAUGGCCCCAAAGAACCAAGGGCGCCAGAGCCUGCUCACGUAGCUCACCAUACUUCUCAGGCUCCGGAGGUCAAGCCGAUCGUUCGUGAUUUGACCUCGGAGCAUAUGAGGAUGUCGACGGCGGCCAUGGUUUAG
Molecule: messenger RNA, 351 nt
Organism: Penicillium robsamsonii
Lineage: Eukaryota; Fungi; Ascomycota; Eurotiomycetes; Eurotiales; Aspergillaceae
Exons: 3
Coding region: 1-351 (116 amino acids)
Source: RefSeq, a predicted model, not a curated record